AUGAUAGUGUCUUGCCUGUUCUUUGCAUUCCUGUGCCUCGCAAUUUCUGAGUGCCUCACACUCCAAUCAAAUGUACUUAUGAGAGAGAAAAGAAAUUCAUCGAAUGAUAAUUUAUUGGAAAAUGUCCAAAAAUGCCAAAAUGAAACAGUUGUAUUAACAACCUGUCCACAUAAUUUUGGAAUAGAAGGCAUUUUUGAAAUUACUGUCCCAGGACUGGAUCCGUUUCCAGUUAUGUGCGAUGCUACAAUUGCGGGAGCAGGUUGGACUGUAAUCGCCAGCCGGUCGAAUGUAAAUCUAAAUUUCUUUAGGAAUUGGACGGAAUACACAAGAGGUUUUGGAGAUCUGUCAGGAGAUUUCUUUAUAGGUCUCGAUAAACUGCAUGCUAUUACAAAGUCGCAAACCCAUGAAUUAUAUAUUUAUUUGGAGGAUUUCUCAGGGGUCACUCGUUUCGCUCAAUACGACGAUUUUUAUAUUGAAAAUGAAAAUGUGUUGUACAAAAUGACGAAACUAGGUACCUAUACUGGAGAUGCCGGUGAUUCAUUAAAAACACAGAAGGACCACAAGUUUUCGACCUACGACAGCGAUAACGAUUCGACCAAUGAGAACUGCGCUUUAACUCGAUUAGGUGCCUGGUGGUACAGCUCCUGUACUAAUAGUAAUCUAUUUGGAAUAUAUUACUCAGGAACAUAUGCCAGCAGUAUGGAUUAUAAAGGAAUGUAUUGGCAUGGUUGGCAUGGUAGUCUUUACUCAUAUAAAACAAUGAAAAUGAUGGUGCGACCAAAAUGUCGCUGUUUGUAAUCUAAGAACUUACUUUUUAAUUAAGUAAUUCUCUAAAAUAUCAAACUAAUAUUUCAAUCUUUCGAAUGACAAAGCUCGAGAUUAAUUUCGGGAAAAAAAAAAUUAACAUUCCUUGUUAAUGAGUUUGUUCAUGUUAUUAACUAUUUUCCCUGAGAUAAACAUUAAAGUAAUUGAAAAACUAUUGAAAAAGCCCGAUAAAAUUGAUGUUGCUAACAUAACAUUUAACAUUUUUCUAAAUUUUUAACAACCUAAAAUUCAAUAUUUAACUUUAUCAUUAUAUUAUAUUCUAUGUAUACCAAGUCAAAAGUUCAAAU
Molecule: messenger RNA, 1112 nt
Organism: Drosophila willistoni
Lineage: Eukaryota; Metazoa; Arthropoda; Insecta; Diptera; Drosophilidae
Product: ficolin-2
Exons: 3
Coding region: 1-798 (265 amino acids)
Source: RefSeq, a predicted model, not a curated record